Messenger RNA from Didymodactylos carnosus, 2799 nucleotides. The record is from the annotation of a GenBank genome assembly. NCBI's taxonomy places the organism in Eukaryota, Metazoa, Rotifera, Eurotatoria, Philodinida, Philodinidae.
GUUGACCUAUAAUAGAAAGAAAAAUUAUUUUUAUUUUGCAGAAUUAACUAUGUUUUAGUAAACUUGUAUUCGAGCUAUUGAAGCGGAAGUUAGAAGUCGAGCCACCUUAAUCAUUCGGUCGCUCGCACUUUCUAUGCACCUGUGUUCUUAUAUCAUAUUCGUUUCUCAAAAAUGUCACAUUUUUGCAAUAAUACUGUCUCAAGAUUACGUUUGAAAUGCAAUUUAUGUAGUUUUGGGUGAAAGAUUAUCAUCUAGAAACUCUCGUUGCACUCUUACGCUCUUAAAUAUUCUCAACUCUUCUGAGUACAACAGACAGCAUGCAAACUUUUAUCCCAUUGAACAAACACAGUUAUCAAAAGAAAAGUGUUCCGAAAACGAAUGUCAAGCCGGUUUUUGUCAAAAAAUAUCAUCGAAGGGUGUGAAAAAUCUUCGAAGGUCACUCUUAAUUUUUCUUAACGACAAAUAAUGGAAGCUUUGAUUCACUGAAGAUUGAUUUAACAAAGUCUUUCCUAAACACCUCAAAAAUAUUAGUAUGCUAGUUUAUACACUGAUAGAAGCUAAAUUUUUAAUUAUUGAAGCAAAAAUAACAGUUCACACCAGCACUGACAAGAAAUAACAAUGAUAAAAAAGGUCUGCUUGGAGCAGACUUUUGUCUAGUCUAGAACAGAUUCUGUUAUAGUGUAUUUCAGAAUAAGUUGGUUCGACAGAUAUUUAUAUAUAUUUACACGUUUCAUAUACAAAUAAAGAUGCUUAAAACAAUUAAAACCAGGAUAAAGUGGUGUAAUCUGUCUCGAAUUUUACGAUGUAAAAUGUGGCUAGCUAAAAAUAAACAUAAAUACCCAUUUAAUAUCUGAGACAAUUCGAAUUGAUUGAUGAAAAAGCAUGGGUUUUUUCGAUUUCUAGACAAAAAUAUAAUAGUCCAACUACAUUUCGAAUAAAGUAACAAUGAAGACUGAACUAUUGGCUGAUAUAAAAUGUGUAGUCGAUUGUCUAGAGCAAACUUUUGUCACCAAAAUAACACGUCACACAAGGUUGUGUAACUCUACAUUAGAAAGUUACAAGCAUUUCUCAUGAGAAACUUUUCUGACUUUCAGCUUUCCUAAUGCUCAGUUAGUUUAGGCGCUACAGAGCUCAGAAUAGCUUUCUUUUGUAGAGAAGUUUUGUCGCUUUGAAGGUACUAAACCGAAGCUUUUUCAGUUUUCUUUCGGAAGGUAAGAAAAGCGAAGAGGGUUUUGACGAACAUGUGUCACGUUCAUCAGUAACACAAAAUUCAAAAACUUAGCAGUGUACAGCCAAACGAUAACGUUUUUCCACGCAAUGAAACCAUCCUGAGUCCUGCAUGACCUAAACUGCCUAAGAUUUUGAACAACCUUAACUGCUCUACUUUGACUAUGGUUGUUAGCGUAUCUUUCGAAUAGGUUCACAGAUCAUUUUGAAAGUUUUUGCUGUGAGCUGCUACUGGUAUGGCUGAUGCUCUCUGUUAGGAUUUGGACUUGAAUAAAGGUUAUACAGGUUUCUCACAAGAGAGGCCCUUGAGAAAAUUUUUACCUCUCAUACAUCACGAUCCAAGUGAACUGUCCUUUCAAAAGUAUAAAUUUAAAACAUAAAUAAGAUAAUUUAUCUUCUUGUACUUAAAAGAUGAUUUGUUUAUCAAAAGUGAAGUAUGUUUUUUCUACUGAAGAAGCGGAUAUAGAAAAGAAAGCAAAGGUAUCUAGACCGCUAUCUUAUGGACACGUUCAAUACUUUAGAUUUUUUUCGACAAGAUAAAAUACUGAAAAAGAGAAAACGAACUCUAAGAUUGUUUCUAGGAGCGUAUCAUUUUUAGAACAUUCGGACGUCCUAUAAAGACGUGAAAUACAUUUAAAAUACUAAUUCAGAGAUUUUGUUAAAAUGCAUGCGCUCCGAUGCUCAUUAUGUUCUAAUACCGAUUCACAGAUCAGUAAUUACUUAUGUGACGAAUGCAAUGAUCUGGGUCGGUAUGAGUUUUUCCAGCAUUUCCUAAUAAAACUACAGUACAAUAAGAAUUUUCACACUUUUCAGCGAAUUUGUCAAACGAUUUAUCCAGCAUUGGUCAAAUUUCCCUUUAACUUUAAACCAAUACAAUAUUUUGACCCGCAGGUACAUCAGCUAGAUAUUAUUUCCCAACAAUACGUUGCACUGUGUGAAGAUACUGAAGGCGAGACAAAGUACUUUUCAAAUAAUGAACAACAAUUAAUUGCCUUAGAUGUAAAAGGUGACGGUAAUUGCUUGUAUCAUUGUAUAACAUUACUUGGUGAAAUGGCGAACCAUUAUACUGUCGAACUUCGAGUACAAAAUAUUAUAGAAUUAGCAAUGAAUGCCGAUGCGUAUCUACAAUUUUUUAAACUAUAUGAUACAAAUCUAAAAGCCUAUAUCGUAAGAUCAAUGUUAUACGAUAGACGAUGGGCCGAACCAUGGGAUUUGUUCGGUUUAUGUACAGUUUUGAACUGCAAUAUUCGUUCAGUUUUUCCCAGUCUCAAUACAUUCACUAACAUCCAUCCAAGUGCUCCACCACAAAAGGUCAUGAAUAAAACAUUCAAACCACGUCAGAAUAUAGCAACCAAUACGAUUUUAAUUAUGUGGUGGCGAGGGAUAUCUCCAGAAGACUGGAUUUUAUACUCUACCGAAGACAUAUGGGCUCCGAAUCACUAUGUUCCACUAAUAAAACCUCGUGUAAGUCUACAUUUAAUACUGCUAAUUCUAAUCGUUAACGAAUAUUUAUUAAAUUUAGUCCUUGAAUACGACAUCUUUGAUAUCUUAUACAAUGAAAGUAUGUUUUAA